Messenger RNA from Ilyonectria robusta, 804 nucleotides. RefSeq lists its product as uncharacterized. NCBI's taxonomy places the organism in Eukaryota, Fungi, Ascomycota, Sordariomycetes, Hypocreales, Nectriaceae. The record is from RefSeq and is a predicted model, not a curated record. The transcript has 3 exons. Bases 1 to 804 code for a protein of 267 amino acids.
AUGUUAUGCUUUAUGCUAAAGACUGGCCCUAUCAGCCCUAUCCAGCCCUUAUGGAUAUUUUAUUACCUCACCUCCCUCCCCUCGAGACAAAUAUAUCUUCUCAAAAUCCCAUUAUUAGAUAUCAAUAUCAUUUCCAUACCGCAGCUUUACUGCGAGCGCUACUAUCAGAACCUAAAGCCGAUACUAAAUUACGACUAUAUUAUACUCGAGGAAGGUAUCCAGAUUGAGUGCUUACUUCACGGACGGAGCGACAAUACCGUCAAGAACUGGUGGAACAGUAGCCAGAACCGCCGCAAGAGGCUGGACCGCCGACGAGCCGUUAAACCCUAUAAUGAACACUGCAGCCGAAUAGCACUCCCCAUUUUGACACCGACACUUCCCUUACCCAGGACACAGUUAUCGACACAAUCGACCCCGGGCCACCGACACCCAAUGCCCUGGGUGGAAGCUCCCUUCCCAUCCCCUUGCUCAUCUGAAUCAGCCGAGUCAGAUUCAGGCUCCAGCUACACAACGUCGCCGGGCCGGUAUUCAUUAUUGCUGCAUAUGCCGGUAGAGCUACCUCCACUCCGCACCACCUCGGUGCCGUCGUCUGGUGACCCCAAGCUCCCCAGCCUGAGCUUGUUGGCCUCGCCCUCCUUUGGAGACAUGCGUGAAUCUCAGCCUCGACUACCUCCGCUGGUGCCCCAGAGCCAGUUGCCUACGGCACCAAACUCCCCUGUCCAGCAGCAGCCUCAACUACGACAACAGCCGCAGGUGCUCUCGGACAAGGACUCACGGAUGAAUGUGGCUGCUCUCUUGGGAUGA